AUAACUAUACCAAGCUGUUUCAUGGUUCCAAACUACAAUUAUUCAGGAAGUUGAUUCUGCAGCUGCUCAUGAAUGCAGUCUGAAGGCCUGCAGUGUGCCGGUGAGCAUCGGUCAGGACCCGAGGGCAUCCAGCAACCAGGAAAAUGACUGGCUUCCUCAAGGAACAAACAAAAGAGAAACCUUUAUUUCUUGUGUAGCUGGAAGGCAAAGCAAUACAAUCUUGCCACCCAGUUAAUUUAAAGAAGCAUUUUUCAAAAUACCUCUUGACUGUGUGGAUCUUGCAACUCUGACACAAACGUGCCUUUGGACUUGUGGAAAUAAAUCAUUGGAAGAACGGAUUGGGCAAAGUGGUUGUUGAAGGAGUGACUGUUGGAGAACCAUGACGAAGCACCUGGAGAUCAUCAAUUUGUCAUUUUUGUUGGAACAUGAAAGGGAAACAAUACUGGGAGUACUGAAGAGAGAUGAAUAUUUGAAAAAAGUUGAAGAUAAAAGAAUAAGGAAAUUGAAAAAUGAGCUUCUGGAAGUGAGAAGGAAAGGCGGAAACUGUCACUGUCAGCAGGACAACAGCAGGGUCUGUGUUCGCUGUCAGAAAGGCCUGGGCUUAAUCUUUGACAGAGGAGACCUGUGCCAAACCUGCAAGCUUCGAGUCUGCAGCAAUUGCCGUGUCGUGGGAGCUGACGGGCAGUGGAAGUGCUCGGUGUGUGCCAAGAUUGCACAGCUACGGAUAGUGACGGGAGAAUGGUUUUUUGAGGAGAGAGCAAAGCGAUUCAAACAGCCAGACCUUGGAACCGAUGUUGUCAGACAGUCUAUCCUACGCAAAUUCCCAGAUACAGCUUCAAAUACAGAUGAAGAAAGAACAUUCAAAGAUCAACCCCAAGAGAAUGAAGAACAAAAGCCAGAUGUAUCAGUCUCCUCCACAAGUGGGCAUAAGUCAGUCUUCAGCAGACCUAGAAAGAUAGGAGGGAGCACUCUUUCACUGAACAGCAGUGUUGUGGAGGCUGCUGCAGGUCGUCUGAGAGGGGCUGUGAGGGGGGGCAGUGCUCCCAUACCCUCCCUCCCGAGGUCUCCGGCGCUCAGCACACGCAGCAUGACUGCAGAUUAUAGCAGGGACACUGGCUUAGAAAAUGGCAUGAUUAUUCCAGCAAGUGAAAGUGUACCUGAAGAUUUAGUAAAGAAGCACUGUAGGAAAGCAUCUGGAACACCUUCCAUUGCAGUUUCUAGGGUAUCUUUGUCAUCAGACCGUAGCCGAUCUGAGAUAGAUUUGAGUGAAUCCUUCUCUGAAGGAAAUGAGGAUACUCUCAGCAUCAGAAGCAAAUCUGUGCCUAGUGCCUUAGAUCAGGAACUGGAUUAUCUGGAUGAAAGAGAAGAAGAUAUUGAUGCCUUAGUGGCCUCUCGUUAUUCAAGAAAACACGAACAUAUGGCAAGUGGAUUAUCAACAAACUCCCCAGAAGGCUCUGACAGAAAGUGGACAUAUUUAAAUGUGCCUGAAAAAGACGGUGACACUACAAGCAUUAACAGCAUGCUGAGUGUAUACAGUGAAACUGGUGACUAUGGCAACGUGAAGGUCAGCGGUGAAAUCCUUCUCAAUAUCAACUACAUCUACAAAACAGGUGCCCUCAACAUCCUGGUGAAGAGCUGCAGAAACCUGGCCAUUGGAGAUGAGAAGAAGCAAAGGACAGAUCCAUAUGUCAAGGCGUACCUUCUGCCUGAUAAGUCCCGCCAAAGUAAGCGCAAGACCAAAAUUAAAAGUAACAGCACCAAUCCAGAAUUUAAUGAGUUGCUGAAGUAUGUCAUCAGUCACACACAGCUGGAAACCAGGACCCUACAGCUUUCUGUCUGGCAUUAUGACAGAUUUGGACGCAACAGCUUCCUUGGGGAAGUGGAAAUUCCAUUCGAUUCCUGGAACUUCGAAAAUCAGGGCGAUGAGUGGUUUGUGCUCCAGCCCAAGGUGGAGGUUGCAACAGAUUUUGGACUUCAAUAUAAAGGAGAGCUGACAGUUGUUUUACGUUACAUUCCCCCAGACAGAAACCUAAUGCUUCCUCUAGGGCAGUUUCAAGGAAAGAAGAGCUUUAAAAAAGGAAAAAAAGGAGAUUCUCACCUGCCAUCUGGAGGUAUAUUAGAAGUCCUCAUCAAAGAAGCAAAGAAUUUAACAGCAGUGAAAUCAGGAGGCACAUCUGACACUUUUGUGAAAGGGUACCUGCUCCCAGAUGACAGCAAAGCUACAAAACACAAAACUCCCAUAGUAAAAAAGAGCGUGAACCCCCAGUGGAAUCACACCUUCACCUUCAGUGGCUUGAAUUCAAGGGAUAUACACAACGUCUGCCUGGAACUGACUGUGUGGGACAAGGAGUCACUUUCCAGCAAUAUUUUUUUGGGAGGUGUCCGUUUGAGCACUGGGAAUGGUGUAAGUAAUGGCAAGGAGGUUGACUGGAUGGACUCUCAGGGGGAAGAGCAGCACCUCUGGCAGAGGAUGAUUGACAGUCCAGGAGUUCCAGUGGAGGGAAUAUUAAUGCUGAGAUCCAGCAUGGGAAAACGCAGACUCUGAAAGACUUUAACUGCUAAGGAGUACAACAUAUACUCCUGACUUCAGUAGUGUUCUGGGUCUUGCCACUUUGCCCAUUUGAACAAGGGGAAGGGUUGUACUCUCGGAUGUUAAGGCUCUGAGUGAGAUUCCAAUGCAUUCUGCACUUUCACACACACAUUUUCUACCCAGGUUUCCUGUGUGAAUUAUAUUUCCCCUGAAGCCAGUGAGAAUUGGACCUUGUACAGAGAUGGGAUUGGCUUUCUCUGUCCCUUCUGAUGACUGGUGUGCAGGUGAUGAGCAAUUCUGCUUGUGGGAUGCUCAGAAUGAGCAAAUUCUCUAGCUGGUAAUUUAAAAAGUAACACCAGGUUUACAUAUCUCCUUCUGGGUCAAAGAUGGCCUAGAAGGCAGCACUGGUACAGUGCAAGCAGAUUCAGAGUGAGUCUGUGCUGUGGUAUUUGAAAGUUAAGGAGCCAUAAUGGUAUGAAGGGUAACAAACAGCAUUUCUUUACCAUGUUUACUUGCUGGGCUGUGCAGAGGUGCACUUGGGACCAAGCAGCCAGCCAAGGAAGGCCAGUGGAGUGUGUUGCACACUAGAAAUGGGCAGCAGGUGAGCAGUGCUGGUGAACAGGCAUUCUCGGGGGUGUUUUAAUGCACUGUAUAAAAGGUAGACUUGGUUCAAUGUAAGCAAAGAAGCUCUAAUGAAAACAAAACGUAGCAAAUCCUCAAACAGUUUUCAGAACUAUAUGAUAUUAUUGUGACAGCUCUAACAGGAUCUUCUGAUGUCACUGAACAGAUGGAGUCUGUCUACUCCACAUGCCUGUCCCUAUGUAUGUUGCUGAGAUAAGACAUAUACCAGGUUUGGACAUAAUUAGAUAAGAACUUGAUUCAACAGAUCAUGUAGUAAAAUAAUGAGAUUGAAGCACAUGCCAAAAUGAUUUGCAAAACUGUAGAAUUUUCUCUGGAAGGUCUGGGAUCCCACUCAGAUGUGCCCAUGCACAAUAAUUAUUAACUAGAACAGGAAUUUUUUCUCCUGAACAUCCCUCUGUGAGUUAACAGUGGAUUAAAUGAUAUGUGGGUCUUGGCCAGUUCAAUCAUUAAUCUGAUUGACCAUGACAAUUGUUCAACAGUAAUUUUGCCAUUUGGAUUCCAAAAGUGACUUUUCCACCUAUUCAGAUCCCUCAUCCUUUGGGAUACACAGGUUAUUUGUGAAGAGCAUGCUGCUUUGAAUAGCUUUUGUGGGCUAAUUCUACCAUAAUGAAACAGGAUUAUAAUGUUUUCUCAAGGACACAUGUUGUCCUAUUGGAUAAUAACAUAAUUGUAUGGUAUGUGAUUUCUCAGGGUAUAAGACAAAGGAAGAUCAGGAAACUGAAAGAAAAACCUUUCUUCUGGAUUUUCCAGAGUUAGAACACAGCUUUCUAUUUGUACUGGUAAAUUAAUCUAUAACUUUUCUUCUCUUUUUUAUUUUUUAAUUCCAAUGUUUUCUUUUUGGAAAUAUAGUAUUAGUACUAAGGAAACAAUUUGAAAUACAUGGAAAUUUAUGUAGAUUACUGGAAAAAACCCACAAACUAUCAAAGAGUGUGUUGUUGCCUGUAGAUCAAAACACCAAUAUUCAAAUAUUUCUGUGAAGAAAAAGACCAUAAUAUCUAACUUGAGAGAUCUAAAUAUUCUGCAUAAUCCAGAAAUUGCAAGAAAUCUAGACUGAACAAUAGAAUAUGAACUGAUAGCUAAGUAACUACAGAAGGAAAUUUUGACAUCUGUAAUUGUACAAUUACAUACAAGUGUUUAGAGCUGAAUUCAAAACCUUAAAAUUUAAUGUCCUUUUUUUGAGGUAUUUUAUACUGUUUUUUGUUUCACUGGCUGGAAACUACAGGGAAGUUCACAACCAGUCUUUUAAAAUCCUAAUAUUAUUGGAAAAUAUUUAUUUAUGUUAAAAAUAGGAGUUUUAAUAAAAUUAUUUAUUUCACUAUGAAUAUUUUCUAUCAAAAUUGUGAUAUGACUUUUUGAAGUCAUUGGAGGUAUUUCUUGUCCAGUUGGAGACUCACAGUUUUCACAAACUAUUGAGUAAUCUUUGAAAAUAAAAUUCUCUUAGAGAAGCUCAGAUUGGUAGCCAAAAUUCAGUAGCUACUCAAGAAAACUGACUUCAUUUUCCUUCUUUAUUCUUCAUUUUCUUCAGAAGUUUGGCUCCAAAUGGGCAGUGAAGCAAGUCUAGUGUAGUAUACCUGGCUUUUCCUUUUUCUAAUCUAAAUAAUUCUAUGAUUCUACAAUUCUGUGCUGCAGAUGCUGCAAGCUGAUAAAUUAGAGCACAAAUAUGAAGCACAUAACAUUUUAUGACCUUUUUCUGAUCAUAAUAGUCUGUCUUUAAGUAUUAGAUAAUUUUUUUCUAUCAGUAUUUUCGAAAGCAAAACCAACCCUAACUUUUAGCACCUAAACUACCUCUGGCUUUAACACAAUUGUUAUAGGUUGUCUUGGUUGUUUGUACUAAAACUGAAUUUAUUUUGGAAAUAAUGAUAUCACAUGGACAUGUAGGCACAAACUUGAUAUUUUUUUUUUGCUAGAUUGUUGAUUCAAACAGAUAAAGCUGCUGAAUCUAAAGAAAAUUAUCAUUUGAGGUAAAAUUCUAGCCAGAGUUGUAGAGGAACACUGGGCUUUGGAUGGUUUGCUUUUGUUUCAUUUUGAUGGUGAAAAUGAGAAAAAUAGUAAGAACACAAAACUACUCCAAGCUGAACCUCAAACUGGGCACUUUUUCAUUUGCCAAAUUGAAAACCUUAAAAUAAUUUUAAACUGAAUUUACUCUUGCAUGGAGUACAAGAGUUUGUCUAAUUUUUUUGAACGGUACUUCCUAACCUUCUAAGCAUAAACAUCUUAGCUAAAUCAGGUCUUGCUUAGAAAGAAAAGAGUUUAUACUUUACUGCUUCAACUUCUGCCCAUUUUGGUGCUAUGGUAGAGUUUGUGAUGAAUGGUCUCUUCUGGGAGGUGUCACCCAGUGCAUACACGGACUUCAAGUUCUGCCUUUUCCUUCCAGAGGGCCAAACAUCACCUGAGCCCACGCCUGAAAUUACAAGCUGGGCUAUGAAUAGGCUGCAGGGAUCAACUGCAGUUGAGCAUAUGAAAGGAACAAUUUCACCUGGGAAGCAAUUUUGGUCAAGGCGCUGGUUUUUGCCAUGAUGAGAUUUGGAGUAGCAGAGAGAAAUUACCUCCUGGUUUAGCAGUGACAGUUCUGCAGUGUGGUAGAACAUAAUAGGCAUCACAGCCAUCAUAGCCUGGGAGAGAUGAUGAGCAUCAUAUAAACACUGGAGCAAUUUGGAACGUUUUGCUGCUCUGUGAUGUUAUCGGCACAUUUGUAGGAAGCGUCUGAUUUACGGGAAAUGUCGCAUUUAAUUAUAUCUCUCAUAUCUUUGUUCUCUCCUUCUAUAAAAACAGUUUAUGGUUUGGAAAAAGCACAAGAUGAUUAACUGCAGAUGUGAUUUCUUGUUUCCCGGAUAUUUGAAUUAAUUGCCUAUAAUUGUGCGUCAUCAUGUUCUGUGUGUCACCAGGCUGAACAAAAAGACAGAAAGACAGGAAUUACACUAAAGCCUUCCUUUUCCAUCUAUCUGUGUUUAUGGUAUUGAAGGUUCGUGAAUGGUUUAUUCAAGGAUAAUUUUUAGGAGGAAAUAACCACAAUUUUACCAUUGAUUCAUAAACUCCUGCCCUGAGUAAAUAGAUGCAACAGAGCUUAUGUUUCUGAAGUCUUUUUCCACACAGACCUGAAUAACUGAAGCUGCAUCAGUGGAGAAGAAAUCUGCUCUAUGCUUUUAAAAAAUAUGUUACAAACCACAUUUUACUCUGAUACAUAAUUUUUUAGCAAGGUAAGUACAGGGUGUUCAUCAUUAUCUUUUCCCCCUUGUGAUGAGAGUUUGAGGGUUCAACCCAUUAAAGAAGAGGUUUCUCUACUCAAUUUGUCAACUAUCUGGGAACUUUAGGCUUCUAAAUAUUGGUGCUCUUGCAUGUUUAGAUACCAAAAGCAGGGUAAAAUAGGUAUGAAAUGACCUCCCCAUCUCCUCUACCUCCAUCAUGUUACGUUUGAGUGAGAGUGGGAGGAAAGCUGCAAAGACUCUGAGAGACACUGUUGCCAUCUUCCUUUGCUAAUCCAAGCGCCAUUGCCUUCUGUGGAUGCCUUUUAGAUGCCACUUUCUCAUCUUUCUUUCCUAGCUGGAUGCUUUGGCAGAUGAUUUAAGAGAGAAGACAUUGGGAUGGUGAGCAUGUUUUGAUCAUGGUGCAUUAGAUUGGAAAGUUAUUCUUCUGUGUCUCUUCUAAUGCAGAUUAUGCUAAGGUAGCAUGAAGGAAGCAUUUUUAUAUAUUAAUUUUUGAUUUUUCUCAUCCUUACCGGUUAGGCCCUGCUAAGUGCAAUUAUUCUAAAUUGUAUUCUGCAAAAUAUCAACUCAAUUGUAACAGCAGAGCAGCCUUGGAGCAUUCACUGGUAUAAAUUGAUAACAGGUAACAGGGGGGUUGAGCUUAAUCCUGGCAUAAUUUUAGCUUCUUGAGGAGUAUGCACAGUGCCCAGCUUCAGGCAUGUAAAGUUUGCAUUUUGCUCUACAGAGUCAAUGAAGAGAAAGGCUGCUUGGAUCUCUUACACCUUUGGAAAAGAGAUGAGAGUCCUAUUUCCACAGCUGUCUAGUUUGUGGAUUCACACAAGACAGUAAAGGUUGUAUCUGAAUCUUUGCAAGGGUCUCUCUUCCCUUCAUCCCUUCAUUUGGUUCAAUAGCCCUGACCAGAAGGUUCUACCUGAACACUAAUCUUCAGUUUCUGGAAAGAGGCACCAUGCAGAAGUGAAGUGACAGCCCCACUUACAGACAAGGUUAAGAGUGAAAUUUUACUUCCUUAACACAGUAUUGAUUUACAGCACUUUGCCACAAUGACAGAAAUAAGCAUCUCCUGAAAACUGUCCAUGCACUUUAUAAAAUAUUUUUUUAAGUAAGAAAAAAAAUUAUAUUUUUAUUUAUUUAUUUAUUACACAUAGGAAUGUUAAUAUUGGAGAACCCUAGAGAAAUGUUGGUAGAACAUGUGGUAAAUUCCAAAAUAGGAUGCAGACUUUGAUUUGCAGUGAUGCCCUUCACCACAGCUCAACAGGAGGUGCUGAGAAGCAUUCUACCAGAACCUUACCACUGUGUCCCAUAAAUUUCCUGCCUGGUGAUUUCAUGUUUGCAAAUGCUGUUUAAUAAGUGGUAAUAAUACAGUGUCAAUUAUACUGUGUAUAUUGACACUGACACUGGAAACUGAAUCUCAACUUGCUUUUUAGGUGUUUUUGUGUUGCUUUUGAACCUUACUCUUGCUGCAUCUUGGCCUUUUAUUUAGACUAGUUAUUUCAACAAUUCCACUUUGUGGCAAUAACAUAUAUAUGGCUGUGUGCUACUGCUCCUGGCUGCUCAGUGUAUAUUUUUGAGGAUAGUCCUAAUUCUUGAGAUUUGUCUAAAGCCAAGCAUAGUCAUUUGUUGCAGCAAUUAUGAAAUGUCACAUAUCCCUCGUUCUGCCUUUGUUCUGCUUAAAAUCUGUUGCUAGCAAUUUGUUUAAUUAUGCUGCUGGACAUGAACAGUAGUAGUACUAAAUGGCAUUGUAGUAUGUUAAGUUCUGCCCAAAUUUAGACAAAGCAAUGUUUCCUGCUGAGAACAUUUUUGUACUGUGAGUUGUACAUUCAGUUUUGUGGACAAAGAUGAAUGGUAAUACAUUUGAAACUGUUGUCAAGAUUUCUGUUCUGUCUUUUAAAUUAAAAUACUGAAACAUU
Messenger RNA from Manacus vitellinus (golden-collared manakin), 8282 nucleotides. RefSeq names its product synaptotagmin like 5 (gene SYTL5). The transcript is spliced from 16 exons. Gene Ontology annotation, biological process: exocytosis; intracellular protein transport. Lineage: Eukaryota; Metazoa; Chordata; Aves; Passeriformes; Pipridae. Gene Ontology annotation, cellular component: plasma membrane; exocytic vesicle. The coding region runs from base 380 to 2545 and encodes 721 amino acids. Gene Ontology annotation, molecular function: neurexin family protein binding; small GTPase binding; phospholipid binding. The record is from RefSeq and is a predicted model, not a curated record.